AUGGGAGAUACUAGGUACUCGCAGUAUAUUGCUGCAAAGCUUUUGCGUGAUCCUGUCCUUGAUCCUACGUGCAAAACGAAGUUGUAUCGAUUCGAUGGCGUUGUUGCUGGUUACGAUGUUCAUUACAUUGGAUCAUAUCCAGAAAAAGAAGUCACCUUUUCGAAUCUAAAUGACAACAUUAAUAUUAAAAAUUUGGAACAAAUGUGUCGUGAAUUUGGCUCGAUUGAAGAAGCUAAAGUAUACUUCCAUCCGAGCUCCCAUAAACAUAUGGGCAUUGGAAAGUCUCUCUCUAAUACCAAAUUUAGCCCGUUUGCUUCCGAGGAACACAAACAUUUGUCGAAGCCUCCAGGCCUUGGUAUUACGUCGUCAGGCUUUCAUUCCUCUGUGGGUGGACGUACCAAACCAUCCCAGUCGAUUAAUGGGAUCCCCGUCCCUAGCGAGGACCCAUUGGAUGUGCGAAUACACAGGUUGCUACAUUCCACUGUUUCUGGUUCUCCCUCUUCCUUGAAAAAGUCACCCGUGUCCAAACCAGAGGUUGACAUUAGACCGCGAAAAACACCACUUUUACCGGACGCUUUUCCUGAGAGGCCGAAGCAGUCACCAUUACUCAAGAACCCGCUAAUACCGACUCCGCCGCCACUUCUUCCGGUGUCAUCACUAGACCCAAAAAAUGAUCCCCUUUCUUCUUCACCUGCUUGUUCUGCACGUAGGACUUUGUUACCAACUCCCCCACAAAUUGAAGAACAGCAGGUGAAUAAACCAAGUCAGCCGUUGUCUAAACAACCACUGCUUCAAACACCCUCUAAAUCGACAGUGAAUUAUUCGCUUGUUACCAGGCUGGCCGCGGAAACUUCUCUGAAAUUUGUAUGCGAAUUGAGAGAUAUUAUACAAAAAGAUCUUGAACGGCGUCUAAUUGAGCGACAUGCCUUUCGGGAAUUUGAUACUUGGUGGGACUCUCAGAACACAGUAAACGUGAUUAUAAUAUUGAAAGCCGAUGCUCACAUUGAUUUAACAAAUGAACUACGAACAGACGCUUCUUUAAGUGAGCGAUUGUCAAAGUUCAGUGGGGAUUCAUCAACCUCUUAUCAAUUGCCCUCCGCAUCGGCAAAAGUAGUUGACACUAACAGUCUCAAUCGUCGCUCUGAUGAACCCUUUUCAUCCACUACAACCGCUUCCUAUCCCGGUGGUCUCGGUAUCUUCAGUGGCCUACGUGCUGCGCUACCUAAAAUCAAGCGGAAACCGAAACCCCCAGUGCCACAAGUUAAAUCAUUGUCUCCUGAUCUCAGGCAUCGCCAUCAGCGUCACCGUAGCAGUAACUUGUCAAAGCUACUACCCCGCCAUCAGAAGAGGCAUCGGUACAAGGAAAGGAGUCGAAGACGCUUGGAGCUGUCGUCAUCGUCAUCGUCAUCCUCAUCAUCAUCCGCUUCUCGUGAUCCAUCUCCACCUCCCUCUGAUUCGACUGAACCGACGGUCGCAUCUCCUUCCAAACUCGCCAUGGAUAAAACCGCACGUCGAUGCCUUAAAAGUUAG
Messenger RNA from Mesocestoides corti, 1530 nucleotides. Lineage: Eukaryota; Metazoa; Platyhelminthes; Cestoda; Cyclophyllidea; Mesocestoididae. The record is from the annotation of a GenBank genome assembly.